This is a messenger RNA of Gekko japonicus, 4700 nucleotides long. RefSeq names its product SET domain containing 5 (gene SETD5). Gene Ontology annotation, molecular function: protein binding. Lineage: Eukaryota; Metazoa; Chordata; Lepidosauria; Squamata; Gekkonidae. The record is from RefSeq and is a predicted model, not a curated record.
GUUGUCGGCUGUUCGCUAUUACUGCGGAGGGGGAGGGGCCGUGGCUGCUGCUCUGUGGAGCUCAGCUCUUGGUCCCGCCUGCCGCGUAGGAAACACCGUGGCGCCGAGCAGGGCCUAGUGCGGGGGGCCCGGGCAACGGGCCGGACAGGUUUCCCCAUGUCCGUGACGUGUUGGCCGAGGCUCUGCGGCUGCUCCCCGCCCUUGGAGCUGCUAGUCGCUACCCUUUGGACUCCGUGAUCCCUGACGAACGUCAUGAGCAUUGCAAUCCCUCUGGGAGUCACCACACCAGAUACAUCUUAUUCAGAUAUGGCUGCUGGAUCUGACCCAGAGUCUGUGGAAGCUAGCCCAGCUGUUGGUGAGAAGAAUGUAUACUCGAGUCACAGCUACGGGGCCUCCCAGAGGCACACCUACCGAGGCCUGCCUUAUGCAGAUCAUAAUUACGGAGCCCCUCCUCCUCCGACCCCUCCUGCUUCUCCCCCUGUCCAGACCAUCAUCCCUCGUGCAGAACUGAAUGGCCUACACUCGCAUGAUGAGGAGAAUUCUGGGGAUACAGAGAGCUCCUCAGAGGCGGAAUCCAUCCCCAGUUGGUGUCAUUGCAGCCUCUCCCAGGAUGGCUUCCUCAUCAAAUGUGAGAAGUGCAGGGGCAUCGGCAGGGGAAAAGUGAUCAGACUUCGCCGCCGGAAGCAAGAUAACGUGUCAGGUGGAGACAGCAGUGCAACUGAGAGCUGGGACGAGGAGCUGUCUCCAUCCACAGUGUUGUACACGGCUACACAGCACACCCCCACGAGCAUCACUCUGACAGUCAAUCGGGUCUGUAGAACCAAACCCAAGAAGCGGAAAAGGAAUACAGAAAGAGCACGUACUGCGCCAAAGGCCAAAAAAAUCAAGGCUUUUAGAGAAGGUUCACGGAAGUCUUUGCGGAUGAAGAACUCUCCUUCAGAAGCCCACGCCUUGGAUGAGAAUACACCAGAAGGCUGGGAGAACCGCAUAAGGCUCUGGACAGAUCAGUAUGAAGAAGCCUUCACUAACCAGUACAGUGCUGAUGUGCAGAACCUUCUAGAACGCCAUCUCAAUGCCAACAAAGAAUUUGUGGGCAAGGCUGCCGUGCUGGAUACCAUCAAUAAGACAGAACUUGCCUGUAACAACACAGUCAUUGGAUCUCAGAUGCAGCUGCAGCUGGGGAGAGUGACCCGAGUUCAGAAGCACCGGAAGAUUCUGAGAGCAGCCAGAGAUCUGGCCGCAGACACCCUGAUCAUUGAAUAUCGUGGGAAAGUGAUGCUGCGACAACAGUUCGAGGUCAAUGGACAUUUCUUCAAAAAGCCGUAUCCCUUUGUACUGUUUUACUCCAAGUUCAAUAGCGUUGAGAUAUGUGUGGAUGCUCGCACCUUUGGUAAUGAUGCCAGAUUCAUCAGGCGCUCCUGUACACCAAAUGCAGAGGUCCGUCAUGUGAUUGCUGAUGGGAUGAUUCACCUAUGUAUAUAUGCUGUUACAUCCAUUGCCAAGGAUGCGGAGGUCACAAUUGCCUUUGACUACGAGUACAACAUCUGCAACUAUAAAGUGGAUUGUGCCUGUCACAAGGGAAACCGGAAUUGCCCUGUACAAAAACGAAGCUCAAACGCUAUAGACCAGCUACCUCCACCUAUUCUAGACACUCUGAUUGGAGCAGAGACUAGGCGACGGAAAGCCCGUCGGAAGGAGCUGGAGCAGCGUGGUGCUGCAUCAGAUGAGAACAGUAAUCCACAAGCAGAGGAAGUCCCCGAGGGACUUGCUGCAGCCAGUGAUAAUGAGGUUGCAGACAAAGAAGAGAAGCAAGAAGAGGAGAAAGAAGCAGCGUCGGAUGAUCAGGGAGGCCUCACGCAGAGCAGGCGGUCCCGAGAAGACAGGAAAGUAGAAGCCAUCAUGCAUGUAUUUGAAAACCUGGAGAAACGAAAACGGAGAAGAGAUCUGCCAUCAGACCGAAGCAGCACGGAUGCGGAGGUGGUGGUGACCGCUGAGACGCCAGAACCGGAGGAAGCCAAAUCUGAGCCAAACGAAACCGAAGAGAGCAGUUUGACUUUAAGCGCUUCUGCCCCGAGUACCCCUCCCUGUGUCAGCACUGGAGUGAAUACCCGGAGGUCUUCACAGGCUGGGGAGACUGCUGCAGAAAAGCCAGUCGCUAAACCAGUACCAUCUAAACCAACAAGGCCACGACCCAGAAGUCGGUUUUCCCGGUACCGGAGUAGUUCAGCACAGCGACUGAGAAGGCAAAAGCAAGCGAGUGCCCAGCAGUCCGAGUUCACACAGGCCGCUCCAGAGGAAGGGAGCAGUGUGAGCACAGUAACGGCAGCAGAAGUCAGCAGCACUGAGGGCCCAGGAGAAGGGAAACAGCCGACUGGUUCUGACCCAGCUGUGGCUGCAGUUUCAGGAUCCCAGACCAUCCGGGCCACAGUCAAGUACCCCAAAACAAAAAAGUAUCUAGUGACAGAGUGGCUGAACGACAAAGCAGAGAAGCAGGAAUGUCCUUUACGCAUCACCACUGACCCAACUGUGCUGGCCACCACCCUCAAUAUGUUGCCAGGCCUCGUCCACUCCCCCCUCAUUUGUACCAUGCCUAAACACUACAUCCGCUUUGGCUCUCCCUUCACCCCGGAAAGGCGGCGACGGCCCGUUCAGCUAGAUGGGAACUACAGCUCUUGUAAAAAGCGCUGGAUGAAGCAAGCUCUGGAAGAAGGAAUGACUCAGACCUCAGCCCCUUCCCAGGAGAACAGAGUCCAGUGUCUAUACCAAAGUAAUGAGAGCAGCAGCACUUCUGGCAUUUGCAAAGAGAACACAGACUUACUGAGCCCCUUGAAGAAGUGGAAGUCUCGCUACCUGAUGGAGCAGAGUGUGACCAAGUUACUGAGGCCGCUGUCUCCAGUCACUCCCCCGCCUCCUGCCCCCUCCUCGGUCCUGGACUCCCUGAGCCCACAGCUCACCACGUCCUCCUCAUCUAUGCCAGGCGAGGAGGAAUGUCGCAGCAGCUGCGGAGUGAUCUUCUCACCGAUUCCUUCCGUGUCAGCUAGUCGUUGCAAUACUCCACUACAGUUUGAGAACGUAUCUUCCCCUGAGAGUUCCCCUGCGCAUAGGCCCGAGUCCCUGUCGCCCGAGCUCUGUCUCAGGGCGGACCUUGACAUGACGAAGCCGGGAUACCUAGAAGCCAGCGCCAACAGCUGCCCAGAGAGACCGCCGCUGCUCCCUCCAGGGCAUUCGGAUCCAGCCUCCCAGCCUUCAGAGACCAGCUUCCCUGGGAAGAGUGGGGAAGCCCAGACGCUGCUAAGGAGCUCUGACCAAGCUUUCCGGACAGAGUUUAACUUAAUGUACGCCUUCUCCCCUUUGAAUGCCAUGCCCCGGGCGGACGGAUUGUUACGAGAAUCUCCCCAGAUGGCUGAUGGGAAGCCUCUCAAUCCAGAGAGGGGUUGCUGCAGUUCUCCUGCAGAGGAGGGGUAUUUCGGCAGACACGAGCAGGCACUUCUUAAAGAGGCAGCACAUGGAUCCAUGGCCCCCUGUGGCGAGAGGGCUUGUGAAAAAUCCACCCCGCAGAACCCACCACAGAGGAAGAAGGUAUCUCUGCUGGAGUACCGCAAACGAAAGCAAGAAGCCAAGGAAGGCGGGGAUUCUAUUCGAUGCACGGGGACACCAACUCGGCUGGGUAGCAGCUGCUCUGGAGCCGAUGUGGAUGCUGGUGUCGUGCAAGGCCCCGGGAGCCGAGCUCUGUCCUCGCCACAACACAGCUUCUCCCCCUCACAUUCCUCCCUGUCUCAUCUAGAGGAUGUCAGCCCACCUGAACCAAGGGGGACCACACACAGCAAAUCCCAGGAGAGCAUCAGCAGUAGAUGGAUGGUGCCUACCUCGGUGGAGCGGCUCCGCGAAGGCCGUGGCAUUCUGGAAAAGGUUUUACGUAGCAGCGCCAAGAUAUGUCAGAGAGGGGAGCCUUCACCCACCCGCGAAAGCCUAGGGGAGAGAGAAGCAGAUACAGUGGAAGCCGAAACAACCGACUCCCUCGGCUCUGCCCUCAAGGGACCAGCUGUUUACAGUCCUUCUCGGUAUAGCUACCAGCUCUUGCAAUCCGAUAGCCCCCGAGCGGAGUCUCAGGCUCUCCUCCAGAGCUCCUCCCCUUACCGAGGACAUCCCAUUGCAUCACCUGGGUACAGUUACCGGUCUCAGUCGCAGAGAACAGGACACCUUCCUUCUCACGGUUCCUCGGAAUCCUCCACUUCCUCCACCCCCUCAGUCUCCACGGACUCCUCAGCUCUGUUUACAGGGAAUUCUGGGUAUUACAGCAGCCAGCAGCACUCUAGCGGUGGCGUCCUGAAGAAGGGCUGUCCAGCAGCAGCUACUCCGAGUUCUGCCCAGACCGCCGCUGCAGACUGUUUGCCCCCCUCCGAACCAGGGUCUCACCCCUGUGCGGGAACUGCCGGCUGCACUUCUUCGUCUAGGCCCUCUCAGUCGGACUUGCGGACUAUCAACCCUCCCAGUUCUGGGCAAACGGCUCUCUAUCAGAGCUCCAGAGCGGCAGCACUUUCCAACUCACAGCACUACUCACACCGAGGGGGAGGAGGCAGCAUCCAUCCAUACAGACUCCCCGGGUCAGGGGUGAAGACGCAGACGGGCCUUUCUUAGGGCAGAACAGAAAUUAGCCUACCAUUCCUUCCAGCAGCAGCUUGUGGGGGAGUGAUGCUGGA